CAAAUUUUGAAAUAUAUUGUGUGGUUGUCUAAUUUUGCUAUAUAGUUUUUAUAUUUUUCUCUUUUUUCUUGAAAUGGCGAAGAAAAAGCCUCAAGACAAGACCAAAGACAAGUCCACCGAAAAAGAGCCAGCUCCAGUAGAGCCUGCAUCUUCACUGACCAAGGCCAAAGUUAGAAGUGUCACCUUGGUCUCAUCUGAAUCACUUAAAAGAGGGAAAUCUAGAAGCAAAUCUGGUUUGUUUGAGCACAGGGCCUCUGAGAUCCCUACCAAAGGUAGCCAACUGCUUGACUGGGUCAGAAAGCGUAUGAGCUAUGUGUCCGACGAAGAUAUAGAGAGCAGCGAGGAGGAGGAAGUCCAAGAGACUGUCAAGGAUAAAAAGAAGAAAACCCAUCAGCCUGCAGCCGAAGACAAGGAUGAGAAAAAAACUCCCACUAAACCAGCUACAGCUACAAAAAAGGGCAAGGUGAAAAAUCCCUUGAAAACCACACCUCUAACCAAUCAAUCUCAUCUUUUCUGCUUUCAAGAAACAGAAGUCGAAACUUGAACCCGAGGAGAAAAUCAUCAAGCUGCCUCGACCAUCUGGACUUGAAGACCCAGUGACUCUCCUCAUAAAGGCCAGAAAAGAGGAGCAAAGAUUGGCUGCAGAACAAGCUAGACUCGAGGCAGAACCUUCUGUUCACAGCAGCGAACAAACAGAGGAUACUAAGAAAUCAGUCGGCAAAGGA
Coccinella septempunctata (seven-spotted ladybird) is the source of this 725-nucleotide messenger RNA. RefSeq lists its product as uncharacterized. The transcript has 4 exons. Lineage: Eukaryota; Metazoa; Arthropoda; Insecta; Coleoptera; Coccinellidae. The coding region runs from base 74 to 544 and encodes 156 amino acids. The record is from RefSeq and is a predicted model, not a curated record.